GAUUACAGUUACGUCGUUAAAAUGCGUCCAGGUUUGUUUUUGUUAGCUUAAACCGUACCGUUUGAUAUUUAUUUUCUAUUGUAUCAGAACCCUAAUUUCAUUUGUACGACUCUGUAGCGUGUGCUUAGAUCCAACUUUCCAUAAUGCGUAGUCUAUGAAAACUGGAUUACGCUUUACAUUGUUCUCCAUCAUGAGUGGGGGAUUGGCACCAAGCAAAAGCACAGUGUAUGUGUCUAAUUUGCCUUUCUCUCUCACCAACAAUGAUCUCCAUAAGCUAUUUACCAAGUAUGGGAAAGUUGUCAAGGUGACAAUAGUUAAAGACAAAGAGACUCGAAGAAGUAAAGGUAUAGCAUUUGUCCUCUUUCUGGACAGAGAAUCAGCCCAUAACUGUACACGAGCAAUCAACAAUAAACAGUUGUUUGGUCGAACAGUUAAAGCAAGUAUCGCUGUUGAUAAUGGACGAGCAACUGAAUUUAUAAGGAGAAGGAACUACACAGACAAGUCCAGAUGUUAUGAAUGUGGGGAUACAGGACACCUAAGCUAUGCAUGCCCAAAGAACAUGCUUGGUGAGAGGGAACCACCAAAGAAAAAAGAAAAGAAAAAGAAGAAAAAGCCGCCACAAGAUGAACAGCAGGAGGAAGAACCAGAAAGUGAAGAUGAGGGAGAAGAUCCAGCUCUUGACAGUUUGAGUCAAGCCAUUGCCUUUCAGCAAGCUCGUUUAGAGGAAGAAGAGGUGAAACAUAAAAGGCAAACAGCUUCAUCUAAAGAAGAUGGUGGUCCGUCCACUUCCACUGACUCAAGGAAACCCAGGAUCAAAAAAAGUGCAUACUUCAGUGAUGAGGAAGAGCUCAGUGACUAAACAAUCUUUACACACAUGUCACCUUAUCAGCACAUUGAUGAGUAUGUCCUGGUUGUGUAUAUUAUUUUUUAUUAAAUGUACUUUUAAUUUCCAACCACACUAUAUUUUUUAUACCCGUGAUUGUUGUGAUAUCAGCCACAUAUAAAA
This is a messenger RNA of Periophthalmus magnuspinnatus, 1006 nucleotides long. It is a transcript of the gene zcrb1, whose product is annotated as zinc finger CCHC-type and RNA binding motif 1. Gene Ontology annotation, molecular function: zinc ion binding; RNA binding. Bases 155 to 859 code for a protein of 234 amino acids. NCBI's taxonomy places the organism in Eukaryota, Metazoa, Chordata, Actinopteri, Gobiiformes, Gobiidae. Gene Ontology annotation, biological process: mRNA splicing, via spliceosome. The record is from RefSeq and is a predicted model, not a curated record. The transcript is spliced from 7 exons. Gene Ontology annotation, cellular component: U12-type spliceosomal complex.